Messenger RNA from Umbelopsis ramanniana AG, 1293 nucleotides. RefSeq lists its product as uncharacterized. Bases 107 to 1264 code for a protein of 385 amino acids. NCBI's taxonomy places the organism in Eukaryota, Fungi, Mucoromycota, Umbelopsidomycetes, Umbelopsidales, Umbelopsidaceae. The transcript has 5 exons. The record is from RefSeq and is a predicted model, not a curated record.
AGCUCGUGCAACGUCUUCAUUUCAAGGAACAGUCAACGAGGAUUUUCGCUAUAGUUCCCUUUUUCCAGCUUCAUCUUGUAAAUUCUGUAAUCGUCUUUUUGAACUCAUGUCGCGGCGAACACAAGGGGCCACCACCAUGUUGGACGCGCAAAGUUCAAGAUUCAGCGUGAAUUCCAACCUUAUGAACUACUCCAUACCAUACGAUGAUGUUGAGACCGACAUAGAGCCCAAUAUAAAGCCUGUUCAAUCUGAACAGCGAGAAAUCCAGAGAGGUAAUAGUACGACGCGAAUUCGACAGUUAGAGAAUCAAAUCGAAGCCAUGACUUUGCAAAAUGUCAAAUUACUGCGUACAAACCGUUUAUUAAAGAUCGAUACCGACAAUUUAAUCAAGCAAACCACCCAGCCACUGCAAGAAAAAAUUAGCGAACUGACCCUUGCCAAUAUUCGACUGCAACGGGCUAAUAAAUUACUGCAAAUGGAUGUUGAUGAGAAGACCAAUGAACUAAAUCGUCACCGGGAAGAGGAAGUUAUCAAGCUAAAAUCUGUUGGUCCUGAGUAUGAAUAUCUCGUGCAAAUGAUCAAUCUGCUACACAGACAGAUCAAUGGAUCUGCAUUGUGUGAGGAGACGUGUUGUUUUACGGCCGCCUCAAUUGAUCAAUCAGCUGUAGUGAUGACCUUACCUCCAGAAUCGGAUGAACAAAAAGUCGAGGCGCAACACAUUUGCAGACCCGUCAUUCAUUCCUAUAUAUCCCAAGGCUCCUAUGCUGCCGAACUUCAAAACAAGAUUGUGGAGCUCGAAGAUACCAUUGAGGAUAUGAAUCAAGACAAGGAGGAUAUAAUACGACAAUUACAAUACCACACCACGGAUACAGAAACACUCAAACAAGAAUUACGACUGAAAGAGGAGCUGGUGUCCCAGUUAGAGCAAGAGUUUACAUCUUUAGAGGAGCUAGUGGCUCACUUACAGCAGCAACUGGACACUCCCGAUGCAACAUCAGUUUCCGCCACCACAACCCCACCCACCACCAUCAAGAAGGCGACCAUAUCGACUGCAGCGCCAGUAUCAAUCUUGAAACAGAGCAGACAUGACUCCAAAAUCAAUCGCAUGGAGGAGGACGACAAGGACGAAGAUAGGGACCAGCCAGACCCUAGACGGCGUUCACAACUUCUCAUGGCAUCGAAACGACUAUCAUUUAGGAUGAAUGACACUCAGCUUCUGGAAAAAAUGCUUCGAGGUGAUCUCAGUCGAGGUCAGCAGCUCUAAGCAGGACAUUGAAACCGUGAAGAAACCAG